UGAAUAAAACCCUAAACCCUCUUUAACAAUCCUCUGCUCUGCUGCUUCUAUUUCAUAUCACUUGUGCUCGCCCAAAAUAAACAAAAAAAAUGGUUAGGAGCUUGAAAAACCCAAAGAAAGCUAAAAGAAAGAAUAAGGGUUCAAAGAAAGGAGAUGGGUCAUCAUCAUCAGCAUCAAAUGCUAUUCCAUCAAUGCCAGCUAAAGUAUGGCAACCGGGUGUUGAUUCUUUAGAAGAAGGCGAAGAAUUGCAGUGUGAUCCUUCUGCUUAUAAUUCACUCCACGCCUUUCACAUUGGUUGGCCGUGUUUAAGCUUUGACAUUGUCCGUGACUCACUGGGUCUGGUUCGGACCGAGUUUCCACACACUAUUUACGCAGUCACUGGAACUCAGGCAAAUAAUGCUCCCAAUUCAAUUGGAAUAUUUAAAAUAUCAAACAUAUCUGGGAAACGACGGGAACUAGUACCAACAAAAUCAAAUAACACUGACACCGAUAUGGACAGUGAGAGUAGUGAUAGUGAUGAAGAUGAUGAGGUGGAGAAUGAGGGACCAAAGGCUCCAGUCUUCCAGGUGCGCAAGGUGUUUCACGAAGGUUGCGUAAAUAGAAUUCGUGCUAUGACACAAAAGCCCCAUAUAUGUGCAUCUUGGGGAGAUACUGGUCAUGUGCAGAUAUGGGAUUUUAGCUCUCAUCUAAAUGCUUUGGCAGCAUCUGAAAGUAAUGUUAGCAAGGAUGCUACCACAGUUUCUAACCAAACUCCUUUAGUUAAGUUUACUGGUCACAAGGAUGAAGGCUAUGCAAUUGACUGGAGUUCUCUCGUUCCUGGCAGACUUGUAUCUGGGGACUGCAAGAAUUGCAUUCACUUAUGGGAGCCAGCCUCUGACUCAACAUGGAAUGUUGAUAAUAAACCAUUUGUUGGCCAUACUGGAAGUGUUGAAGAUUUGCAGUGGAGCCCUACAGAACCAUUUGUGUUUGCCUCUAGCUCUGUGGAUAAAACUAUAGCAAUAUGGGAUACCCGUUUAGGGAAAUCGCCAGCAGCUUCUAUCAAGGCACAUGACACAGAUGUGAACGUUAUUUCAUGGAACAGGCUGGCAAGUUGUAUGCUAGCAUCUGGUAGCGAUGACGGGACAUUUUCAAUCCGUGACCUUAGAUUGCUAAAGGAAGGUGAUUCUGUGGUGGCGCACUUCGAGUACCACAAACAGCCUAUAACAUCUAUCGAAUGGAGCCCGCAUGAAGCCUCUACCCUGGCAGUAUCAUCAGCGGAUAAUCAACUCACAAUAUGGGACCUUUCUUUGGAACGGGACGAGGAAGAAGAGGCGGAAUUUAAAGCCAAAACACAAGAGGAAGUACAUGCACCCACAGAUUUGCCUCCACAGCUUCUUUUUGUUCAUCAGGGCCAAAAAGACCUGAAAGAACUUCAUUGGCAUACACAGAUUCCAGGAAUGCUCAUUUCCACAGCGGCUGAUGGUUUCAACAUCUUAAUGCCUUCAAAUAUCGAAAGCAAUCUUCCUGCUAAUGCUGCUGCUUAAACACAAUGAUUAGGUAGCCCCCUGAUAGGCAAAAUUUUGCAUAGUUUUUGUUGGUGUCGUAUCCAAAGAGAACAUCACAUGAGAGACGGUGUGUGUUGUUUGUAGGAAUGUUUUGGAAUUUCAAUUUUAUGUGAAAAAUAGUGUUGGAUGAUAAAUGUUAAUGCUGUUAUUUAGUUGGGUUUUUUUUUAGUUGUA
Messenger RNA from Erigeron canadensis, 1718 nucleotides. Its product is annotated as protein HEAT STRESS TOLERANT DWD 1. The transcript has 12 exons. The coding region runs from base 90 to 1523 and encodes 477 amino acids. The record is from RefSeq and is a predicted model, not a curated record. NCBI's taxonomy places the organism in Eukaryota, Viridiplantae, Streptophyta, Magnoliopsida, Asterales, Asteraceae. Gene Ontology annotation, molecular function: protein binding.